Molecule: messenger RNA, 828 nt
Organism: Phytophthora nicotianae INRA-310
Lineage: Eukaryota; Oomycota; Peronosporomycetes; Peronosporales; Peronosporaceae
Exons: 2
Coding region: 1-525 (174 amino acids)
Source: RefSeq, a predicted model, not a curated record
AUGAUGGAAGAGCUCAAUGAUGAAGUGCAGAUGGUGAGGAAUUACACCGUGAACGCGAAGUCCAAGAGUGUCUAUCUUUAUGGAAUUAUUAAGUACGUUUUGUGGUUCCACGACCACAAGCCUGGAGGCGUUGAGCCUAGUUUACGGGCACUUUUGGACACAGUAACUACGGAUGACACUACUGAGGCAUACAAACAGAAACAGAGCCAUGUGAAGCUUUACGUGGAGUGUGAUCGUAGAGAACAGCCUUUGGAUCUAGUGGAUUCUAAUGUGCAUAAUUUCGAGUGCUUUGUGAUGUCACUUCGGAAAAAGGACGGCAAGAAACCAGGAAAGUCGCUGUAUGGAUCAAUGAGAUCCAGUCUUUUCCAUUUGUAUCGGUUGUACGACGUGCAGAUGCCAGAUAACUACGACAACGAGCCAAGGAAGUUCUCUAAGGGCUUAAAGCGCAGCGUGUACUCGGAUUUAGCUCGAGCUCGCUAUUGUUUCCUGGUCGGAACCAAUACGACAGAUACAGCCGAAACUUAAAGGCUGUAAUGGGAAUUACGUCUGUAGCUGAGGAAAUGGAAUAUACUGGGCACAUUCCUUCUGAUUAUGGGUGUCAUUCGGCGAGAAAGGGAUCUUCUACUUACGUAUCUGGGUGCUGUACAGGUGGUCCGUCGUCAGCUUCGGUGUGUUUAAGAGCUGGUUGGAAUUUACCUGAAGUACAAGACACAUACGUCCGUUAUGAAGCUGCUGGAGACCGAGUAGUAGGGCGUUUUGUUGCCGGGCUUCCGUACGAGACCCCUAACUUUGCUGUACAACCUCCUUUAUUCGAAAGUUGUGACGAAC